Molecule: messenger RNA, 744 nt
Organism: Papaver somniferum (opium poppy)
Lineage: Eukaryota; Viridiplantae; Streptophyta; Magnoliopsida; Ranunculales; Papaveraceae
Product: glutamate decarboxylase 1-like
Exons: 1
Coding region: 16-498 (160 amino acids)
Biological process (GO): L-glutamate catabolic process
Cellular component (GO): cytosol
Molecular function (GO): glutamate decarboxylase activity; pyridoxal phosphate binding
Source: RefSeq, a predicted model, not a curated record
GGUUAUCGAAACAUCAUGGAAAAUUGUAGCGAAAAUGCAAUCGUACUUAAAACAGGUAUCGAGAAGAUUGACCGAUUCAACAUUGUAUCGAAGGACAUUGGUGUGCCAUUAGUAGCAUUCUCUCUAAAAGACCAUACCAAUUACACUGAGUUUGACAUUUCGGAUAUGCUACGACGUUUUGGGUGGAUUGUUCCUGCUUAUACCAUGCCACCUGAUGCGCAACACAUUACAGUCUUACGUGUAGUUAUAAGAGAAGAUUUUUCGCGUACUCUAGCAGAACGGCUUGUUUUGGACAUAAUAAAAGUUCUGCAAGAACUCGACAACACGUCCGCAAAACUUAUUGUGAAGAUAAAUAAGCAGAUUUCUGAUAAUUAUGAGAAACAAGUUCAAGAAAAUGGGAAAACUUUGGUGAAGAAAACAGAAGUGGAAACUCAGACAGAGGUUAUUAAUAAAUUGAAAAAGAUGGUGUUGUCUACUAAGACUAAGGGAAUAUGUUGAUUGGAGAUUAACUGAUGAAUAUUUAGGCUUUAUUUUCUAGUUCAGUAAGUUUAUUUUGAGGAUUGAUCAUAAUUGUUUGUCAGUCGGGACUCAGUAGUUUACUGUUUUGCAUAGCAAAAGUUUGGAGAGAGUUCAUGAUGAUCCAUUUUGAGACGUAGUAUAUUAUUUUAAUUUCCAGUAUUGAUUUUCAUUGUAAUAUGAUAUUCAAUAUAUGCCAAAUAUAUUUUGAAAUAACUUUGAUCCUAA